This is a messenger RNA of Lucilia cuprina (Australian sheep blowfly), 3739 nucleotides long. RefSeq names its product protein Star (gene S). NCBI's taxonomy places the organism in Eukaryota, Metazoa, Arthropoda, Insecta, Diptera, Calliphoridae. The transcript is spliced from 5 exons. The record is from RefSeq and is a predicted model, not a curated record. The coding region runs from base 1680 to 3686 and encodes 668 amino acids.
ACGACUUCUUCAUUCGUCGUUGAGUAUUUGUAGAAAUUAGUGCGUGUCGCGGAAAGCCGAAGUGUAUUUUUUAAAGCUUUGAGAAAAAUAAGAGCAAAGAAAAACUGGAAAAAGUAUUAAAAUCCUUUAAAAUAUUUAAAAUAAAUAGACAAUAGUGCCUUUAAAAUAAACAUCUUCUUAAAUAAAUAAGAAAAUCCUUUAACGCAGUUAAAAAUAUAGGAGAAUGAAAAAAUUAUGAAUUAAAUGAAAACGUAGUGUGGAAUAUACAUAAAUGUGUUUUAUAUAAAGCUAAAAGUAUUAAAUAAAUAAUAUUCAGCAAGAAAUAGCAAUAAAUUUAAUCUAUUUCUGGAAUGAUUUAAAUAUAUUUUUCAAGACUGAAAUUUAAAAAAAUCAUAAUAAAAAAGAAUUAUUUGUACAAUUUUUCAUAUUCGUUUUACUUGAAUUGCUUAAUUUCUUUUACCGUCUUCCGUCUUUCUACAAACCUUCUUCUUCAUUCAUUUAAACGUACAACAACAACAAGAGCGAAGAAGAAAAAAGCCAUCCAACCAACAAAAUCAACCAACCAACAACCUAAACCAGCCAUUUUAGUGUAUGCAUGUUUUUGUGUGAGUGAUUAUAUAGAAAUACAAGAAGAAAAAAAAGAAAUACAAGAAAAUCCACAAAUAAAAAAAUCCUAAGAUAUACUAAUAAUACAUAAUUUGGUAAUAAAACACAGAAAAAUUGUAUAAAACAAUUAAAUAAAAACAAAAAUAUUGAAAAAUACGCAAAAAAUAAACAAUAAAACUAGAAAUUUGGUAAAAAUUGUCACAUUUUCUUUUUAUUACUUUUGUGUACUUGUUCUUACUUUAAAAAAAAACAGACAGAAAAAAGAAGUAAAGCAAAAUAAGAAACAUAAUAAAGUGUAAAGUGUGUGUAUGUAAAUUUUUGUUGUGUUUAUUUCUUCGUGGUCUUCAUUCAUUCAUUAUUGAAAGAAGAAGAAAAACAAAAAGAAAAGAAAAAUAUAUUAAAAAAACGUCUCACUACUACAAUUAUAGUAUACAAAAACAACAACAAAAAAUACGAGUGCUGCUGCGUCUGUCAUUCUCUUUUAUUUUUUGUUUCUACAAAAAAUUCUUCUAGUGGAGUUGUUAUUUCGUGUUCUUUUUUAAUCGUUACGACGUUACCGAGAGAUUUUUUUAUUAUAAUUUUCACAAUAUUGUGGAAAAAGUCGUAUUUGAACGUUAUUCGGUUAUUCGCUGUUAGUAUUUUUAAUCUCGUCUUGUCUGAGGAGGAUUUCGCGAGCUCCAUACAACCAGUUGUUCUUAUUAUUGGCAAAAAGCCGGUGAGGUUUUCGUAACAAAUUCAGUUGCCUGUCGUGGUUAUCCUUAGCAGGUGUUUAAUUUGCGAAUUUCGACUGUGUUUUUGAAAGUGUUCUGCGUGUGUAUAUAUUUUGGAGACUGCAGUAUUUUAUUUUUUGCAUAAACUGAAAAAAUCAAACAAUUUUUUGGAUUAACACAAAGUUCGUUUUCGUGUGCUAAAUUUUUAAAUAGGAUUGAUUGCUUUUUUCCUAAAGAUUUUUUUUAAAUCGAAUGCUAAAUUAAUGCCGCCAACAUAAUGAAUUUAAGUAUAUUUAAAUAUACAUAAUCUUUAACUAUAUAACACUAUCAAAGGAAAACUAUAUUAUUGUUUUUGAAGAAAUUAUGUCUAAAUUGCAUACAACCGCCUCGGCGUUAGCAACAGAAUCCGUGCAACGUUCAGAAAGAGCGGCCAGCGAAAAUCCCAAUAAUACUGUGCAUACGCAACACAGAAGGCACAACUCUUUGAGUGGGAGAGUUUGCAACAAGUCACUAACCAAAUCAGCCUCCAUAACGGAUAUAGCACAAAAUUUGGAAAAUAUACAAUAUGAUCCAAUUACGCUGCCCGAUAGAAUCACAGAUGUUGCUGCAACAAAUGUAUUGUCCUGCAAUAGUCGAACUCUACACAGUCGAGAUAACGAUGAGGUAGAUAAUGCAGAUGAAACCAGAAGGCGAAGAUUACCUGCUAACAACACUAGUGCACGCAGUGAACAACAAAAUACUACCAAAGAUGGUUUUUUAGAGUCAACACCAACAAUAUUAAACACAAACAACACAUUGUUAUCGUCGUCGAUGUUGUCGUAUGAUGAACCCGAUCAUUUACAGCAUCGUUUUGCGCGAACUACUCAUUCGACCGUAUUUAAUACGCGGCAUGCGCCACAUCACAAUUUGAGUUCACACUCUGCGGUGGAUAAUUCUUUUAGUGAUAAUGGCUGCACUAGUGGGAUGAGUAGUGCGUUUAGUUCUGCGUGUCCCAGUACAGUAUCCUCGCCUCUCUCAACACCCACAAGACUAUCGCCUCAGCAUCAACUUCAUCAGCAUCAUCGUAGUAAUAUUCAUCAGUUACAUCUGCAGCAGCAGCAACAGCAGUCAACAUGUUGUCAAAAGCCAACAGCACCUGUAAAAAAUUCCUGCUCCUCCUCCGCCUCUUCUUUAACCCAUAAUACUAGCCAGCACAAUAACCAUCAACAUCAUCACAAUCAUCUGCCCGAUCAUAAUGAUCACGAUCAUCAUCAACAUCAGCCACACAAGCCCUUUUCACCGUCUUCGUUUGGUUCGGUUAUUGUGAGCGGAAGUAAAAAUCUAAAGAAAUUUGAUCCUCGUUUGGGUCCAUCACCUUAUCGUCAACUAUUGCCAAUAGCUUUAUGUAUUCUAUCGUUUGCGACUGUGUUUAGCAUUUUAAUUGUUUAUAUGGAUACGACAGAGAUUCGCCAUCAACAAUUUCGUUUAAAUAUGUCGCGUGAUUAUGAAUUGUACGGUGUGGCCCAAGAUGAUCCUCAACUUAUAGCAUUCCUGCGUGAAAUACAUAUGCGCAAAUAUCCUAAUCACUUCUUCAAAGCAUCGCCAUCAGCAGAAGAUAAUGGACUACCUGGUGGUGGAGGAAAUUAUUUAAAUAGUUUGGCAGGAUCAACUCAUUUAAACCUAAGUGCACAUCCCAAUGAACUAACGCCCAAAAUGGCCUAUUAUGUGGCCAAUACAUUGCAUGGCAAAACGAAUGGUGCUGUUAUACAAUCACUAACAGGCUCUCUGGGUCAUCUUAUGACUGCUCCCUGGCUAUCGGAAACAUUGAAUUGGGCUGGCGUUAUAGUCGAACCGGAACCUAGAAGAUAUUUUACUUUACGAAAACAAAAUGCCUUACGACCACACAUGCAAGUAGUGCAUGCGUGUGUUUCACCCAAUCCUUAUCCCAAAGAGGUAACUAUUCAUAAUGAAGAGUCUGAAGUGCGAAUUAACAGUCUGCUCGAUGAGGAGACAUCAUGGUUCAAUUCGCGUGUCAAAUGUUUUCCGCUUUAUACAAUCAUGCUAGCAUCGAAUCGUGUUGAAUACGAUCUUCUUAGUUUGGGUGUGCAUGGUCAUGAGUUGGAGAUACUGCAAACAUUGCCUUUUGAUAAAAUAAAGAUUGAAAUAAUUUCAAUACAUUUGUUGGAAAAUCAAGAGGAUGUUAGUAAUUAUGUUCAAACGAUAACCAAGUUCCUACAGGGAAAAUCCUACAAAUUGCAAAAGAAAUUUGGACGCAAUUAUUUCUAUCAACGAUUAACAACGUCAUCAUCAACAACAUCGUCAACUACGAAUACAAAUACAAUGCCAACACGAACCCGAAAAAAAGAUAUUCUACUACUAAAGACGCCUUAAAAGCCUUCUUUUUUUAUAUACAAUCAAUAAAAUAAAUUCUAAUAAAAUUAAAA